AUGUUUGGCGAGUGUGAUUACAGGGAGGGAGAGUGUGCCUGGGUGUUUUGGGGUGUUUGCGGGGAAAUCUGGGUGCCGAGGGGCCGGGGCGAGUGUGGGGGAGGCGGGGGAAUUGCAAUUGAUCAGACUCGCUCGCUCGCUCGUCCAGGCAGCGCAACCUGGCGGUCCGCGCCCUUUGCUUUCUACCACUUUGGCUUCCAACUCGUGAGUGCUCUUGCCGCCAUCGCCCUCGCCGCCGCCGCUGACGUCGCCCAGUCCACGCUGGCACUCCCAACGCCGCCGCCGCCGCCGCCGCCGCGCCUGCCGACCGACAUCAUGUCCUUCUUCCCCGCCCAGGCCCACGCCUCGCCGCAGUACAAGCCCGCGCCCAUCCGCCAGGAGGGCUUCUCGCCCGCCGGCGACCACCCGUCCCCGCCGUUCGACCUCGCCCUCCCCGCCGUCCCCGACGCCUUCCGCAAGUUCUCCGCCGCCUCCGACUUUGGCGACGAGCUCGCCAGCCUCAUGGUCCACUCGCCCCCGCCCCCGCCGCAGCACCUCAGCAACGAGCGUUCCACCCAGAGCCACAGCCCCGACUCCCAUCACUACCCGCACGACGAGCAGUACCGCGCCCACACCCACAACAUCUUUGACAUUUCUGCGCCGCACGCCAACGGAAAUAAUAGCCACAACAACAACAACAACGGGUUCCCGACGCACUUUUCGCUUCCCCCGCCCUCGCACCUCGCCCAGCUCCCCCCGCACUCCGCCAGCACCUCCCUCAACCUCAACGCCCACACCCCCAUCCACGACGCCCACCCGCACCACCACCAGCAAUCCUUCCACCCAAACUUCAACAGCACCCUCCCCGCGCUCAACUCCUCGCUCCGCUUCGAGCCCGAGCCCGCCGACCCCACCGCUAACAACGCCAACAACAACACCUACGACUUUGCCCAGCACCGCUCGCGCAGCAGGAGCCGCGGCCCCGGCCCCGGCCCGACGCGCACCGCGAGCACGACGCGCCAGAAGCGCAACAGCGUCAGCGGCACCUCGCCCCCGCCGCGCCCGGGCAUCGUCAUCCCCGGGCGCGCCGUCCCCCAAGCAUGGUUCGGCGGCGACUUCCUGCCCACGCCCGACUCGCUCGGCGGCUUCGGGUUCAGCGGGGGCAUGCUCGGCGGGAUGGUCAACGGCGGCGGCGGCGGCGGCGGCGUCAACGGGAUGAUGGUCGGCAGCAUCGGCGUCAGCCCGAAGGACGUCGGCUUGAUGGGCGUGAUGAUGAAGGACGAGGACGACGUGGCUGCGAAGCAGGCCGCGCUCGCCUCGGAGAAGCGCCGCCGCCGGCGCGAGUCGCACAACGCCGUCGAGCGCCGCAGAAGGGAUAACAUCAACGAGAAGAUCAGCGAGCUCGCGACGCUCAUACCGGAGUGCAUGCUGGACGUGAACGCCCCCGCAAGCACCCCUACCGAGUCGGACCUCCUCAGCCCGCCCGAGCCGCCGACGCCCGGCGGCGCGGCCGAGAAGGACAAGGACAAGGACAAGGAGGACAAGGACGGCGAGGGUGCCGGCGUCAAGGCGAACAAGGGCAUGAUACUCAGGAAGAGCGUCGAGUAUAUCAGGUACCUCCAGCAGCUCGUCUCCGCGCAGGCGUCGCGCAACCGCGACCUCGAGCAGCAGCUGCAGGCGUACCGCGCGGGGUCCGCGCCGCCCGCGGGCUCGUCGGGGAAGGAGGAGGGCCCGGAGGAGAUGGUCCUCCACGAGGACGCGGGGUUCUCGCUGCCGACGCCGCCGGACCACCAGCAUAAAGAGGAGGGGCGGCGCGGGCGGUACCGCAGCGGCAGCCGCCUCGAGAGCGUCGACGAGGGCGAGGGCGACGUCGAGAUGGAGGUGGAGACGGAGAGCGAGGACGGCGAGGAGGAGCGCGGGCGGCGCGGCCGCGAUGGGCGCGUCGGCGGGGAGGCGAAGGUGCUGGCGACGUGA
This is a messenger RNA of Gloeophyllum trabeum ATCC 11539, 1953 nucleotides long. Its product is annotated as HLH-domain-containing protein. Lineage: Eukaryota; Fungi; Basidiomycota; Agaricomycetes; Gloeophyllales; Gloeophyllaceae. Bases 1 to 1953 code for a protein of 650 amino acids. Gene Ontology annotation, molecular function: protein dimerization activity; RNA polymerase II cis-regulatory region sequence-specific DNA binding; DNA-binding transcription factor activity, RNA polymerase II-specific. The transcript has 4 exons. The record is from RefSeq and is a predicted model, not a curated record. Gene Ontology annotation, biological process: regulation of transcription by RNA polymerase II.